This is a messenger RNA of Plutella xylostella (diamondback moth), 1560 nucleotides long. It is a transcript of the gene Ctu1, whose product is annotated as Cytosolic thiouridylase subunit 1. Gene Ontology annotation, molecular function: tRNA binding. NCBI's taxonomy places the organism in Eukaryota, Metazoa, Arthropoda, Insecta, Lepidoptera, Plutellidae. Gene Ontology annotation, cellular component: mitochondrion; cytosolic tRNA wobble base thiouridylase complex. Gene Ontology annotation, biological process: tRNA wobble position uridine thiolation. The record is from RefSeq and is a predicted model, not a curated record.
UUCCAAUCUGUUUAUUUGGCUAAGCCUAUUUCACGUUUUUAUUUUUUAUUUCAUAAUCCCACAACACGUCAACAUGCCUAUCCAAUGUCGAACUGGUUGUGGAAAAAAUGCUGUUUUGAAGAGACCUAAAACUGGCGAUGCACUAUGUAAAGAAUGUUUCUUUUGGGCAUUUGAAGCAGAAAUCCACUUUACAAUAACAAAAGGACAGCUGUUCAAGUCUGGAGAUUCUGUUGCUAUAGCAGCUUCCGGGGGCAAAGACUCCACGGUGCUGGCACACGUCAUGAAGACACUGAAUGAAAGGCACAAUUAUGGCUUAAACCUGAUGCUCCUGUCUAUUGAUGAAGGUAUCACAGGUUACAGAGAUGAUAGUUUAGAAACAGUGAAGCAGAACAGAGAUGACUAUGAAAUGCCUUUAAAGAUAUUGUCAUACAAGGAUCUCUAUGGGUGGACUAUGGAUGAGAUAGUAGCACAGAUAGGGAAGAAGAAUAACUGCACUUUCUGUGGGGUAUUCCGGAGGCAGGCAUUGGACAGGGGGGCAGCAUUACUUGGAGUCAAGUGUAUAGCUACUGGACAUAAUGCUGAUGACAUCGCUGAGACUGUCCUCAUGAAUGUAUUGAGGGGUGACAUAGCUAGACUAAAGAGAUGUACUUCUAUUAUCACAGGCAGUGAAGGGACUAUACCAAGAGUGAAGCCACUCAAGUAUGCAUAUGAGAAGGAAAUUGUGAUGUAUGCACAUUAUAAAAAGCUGGUAUAUUUCUCUACUGAGUGUGUGUUUGCACCAAAUGCCUACAGGGGACACGCCCGGGCUCUUUUGAAGGACAUGGAGAAAAUACAACCCACUUGCAUCAUGGAUAUCAUAUAUUCAGGUGAAACAAUGGCCAUAAAAGAUGAAGUCUCACUACCUAAACAGGGUGUCUGUGUGAGAUGCAACUUUGUCUCAUCGCAGGCAGUGUGCAAGGCAUGUGUACUUCUAGAGGGACUGAACAAAGGCCUGCCAAGACUUGGAGUUGGAAAGAGUUCCAAAGCCAAGAAGAUGCUGGAGGAGUACAAUGCUAGAGAGAGACAGAACAAGGAAAAUGUCCCCACAGAUAACAAGUUAGACUUAGCACUAAAAGAACUAAAUUUAGAUGACACAGAUAGCAAUAAAAAAGGCUCUUGUAUUUCAAGGAAGGGAAAAUGUAGAACAGGACUUUGUAGUUCUAAAAACGCAACAUUGGAUAGUAAAACUGAAGAAGUAUCCUGUAAUAAUUCAGGAAAUACCUGUUGUAGCUCUAAAGAGAAAACUCAGGGAAAUGGAGAAGUGGCUAACCCUAAAUUGGACAGGCUACUUGAGGAAUAUGGUCUAGAUGACAGAAGCAGUAGCAAUGAUAAACAGAAUGACAAAGAAGAAAGUGACAUUGAGGAGCCAAAGUUAUAUGAUGAAGAGGAAGAGAAUACUUGUGCAGGCACCUGUGGUUCCCUAAAAAUAGGAUUUUAGCAUGUUACAAUAAUAAUUUUACUGUAUAGUAAAUAAUGGUGUACAUACUAUGUAUAAUAAAUAAAAUAAAGAAUAAAUUAUUA